AUGCACCCUUCGAAUAGGAUUGCCGUAGUGCAAUUUGACCCCCAGCUCGGAAAGGUUAGGGAAAACAUAUCCAAAGUCGAGGCGCUUACGGCCCAGCUUCAGCCUGGAUCGGUUGAUCUGCUGUGUUUUCCAGAGAUGGCAUUCACUGGCUAUUGCUUUGCAAGCUUCUCCGACAUUCGGCCCUUUUUAGAAGACUCCAUUGACGGCGAAACUUCACGGUUUUGCUGUUCGAUCGCAAAGAGGCUUCGUUGUCAUGUAAUUUGUGGCUAUCCUGAGAAAUUGUCUGGAUAUUCCGAGUCUCGCCAAUCCGACGACUUGGCGGCUAAUUCUGCCAUACUGAUCUCUCCGGAGGGAAAGCUACUAAGCAAUUAUCGUAAAUCCAAUCUUUUCGAGUUUGACAAGCCAUGGGCUGAGGCAGGGAAUGGAUUUACCACCCUUGAUCUUCCAGCGCCCCUAGGACGAACAGUCAUAGCUAUUUGCAUGGAUCUCAAUCCUUUCCCCCCGGCAGAAUGGACAAGUUCAGGGGGCCCAUUUGAAGUUGCCGAACACAUUCGAGGGACAAAUGCAGACACUCUCAUCUUUCUAUGUAACUGGCUCGACUCGGGCGAAGACCCUGACUGCGAAUGGGACACUCGAACACUGCAGUAUUGGGUUGCCAGACUCAAACCUCUUUGGGACGAAGAAUAUGACACAGAUCUGAGCACUGAUCGGGUCCGUACUGUCAUAAUAUGCAACCGAACGGGGCUCGAACAAGGAGUUCUUUUUGCUGGCACAUCUGUGGUAUUCAGGAUGUCGCGACGAGAUGGUCCGGAAAUUGUAGGAAUGAUGAAGCGCAAAACCGAGGGCGCCCGAAUCUGGACUACAUAA
This is a messenger RNA of Cantharellus anzutake, 867 nucleotides long. Its product is annotated as hydrolase. The coding region runs from base 1 to 867 and encodes 288 amino acids. The record is from RefSeq and is a predicted model, not a curated record. Lineage: Eukaryota; Fungi; Basidiomycota; Agaricomycetes; Cantharellales; Hydnaceae. Gene Ontology annotation, biological process: protein catabolic process. The transcript has 6 exons. Gene Ontology annotation, molecular function: protein-N-terminal glutamine amidohydrolase activity; protein-N-terminal asparagine amidohydrolase activity.